Molecule: messenger RNA, 618 nt
Organism: Lathyrus sativus (Indian pea)
Lineage: Eukaryota; Viridiplantae; Streptophyta; Magnoliopsida; Fabales; Fabaceae
Source: the annotation of a GenBank genome assembly
AUGAGCAACAUUAAGAACAAAACAGUGAGAUUGUUCAAGCAAAUUAUACCUAGUUUAACCUCAAAAACUAUAGCUUUAAAAUCCAAAACAAAUGCCAUCAAAGCUCGUUUGAUUCUAUUCUCCUUCAUGAAGAAUAAGAAGCUCCUUAUGAGUUCAAUUUCAGAGAAGUUUCACUCUCUUUGGGGGAACCAUCCUCAUCAUCAUUCCAACGAAGAUUGCUUAAUUGAAGGUGGAAAUUGUGAUUAUCAUAAUAGAGCUAUAGUUGUUUAUAACAAAAAUGCUCACACUUAUGAAGCGUUGCUAAAUCCAAGUGAAUUAGCACAACAAGUUUUGGAUGAGCAAGAUCAAGAAGAUGGAUAUGAUGGUUACUAUGAUGAUGAUGAUGAUAAGUAUCCUGAUUUGACUCACAAUCUUUUUGAUUCUGAGGGUUUGGAUUUUGGAGGAUCGGUGAUUGAUAGGGUGAAGAAUUGUAAGGAAGAAGCAGGGAAAGAGUUUAAACUUGAAGAUGAUAUUGAUGAAGUUGCUGAUCUUUUUAUCAGAAGGUUUAGAAGAAAUAUAAUCUUGCAGAAACAAGAUUCAUUGAAGAGAAAGAGAGAAAUUGCGCAAAAUGGUGCUUGA